GUUGACUGUUCUUUUCUUCUCCGAUGACGACCUCCGUACUGGAUGGAGCCUUCUCCGCAUAAUCCAAAGAACCAAACUGAUCCAGUCAAACCGAUCCGACGGCUGAGAUCACCCCAGCGGUUGCGUAUUAGCCCGCCCGCGGCCCGGCACGAGAAAGCUGAAGCCACGAGCUUCCUUCCGAUCCCCAACCUCUUGGCAGUUCAUACCCUCGACGUCUCCUCGGCGUCCGCCAUGGGUCUCAAGCUCCGGCGGCUCGCGGCCAGCAUCCUCUCCCCGGGCCCCGCAUCCCCGACCUCCGCCGCCGACGCGCACCACGCAGUGGCACGCGCGACGGCGCGCCACCCUUCCACGGCCCCUCCCUCUGCGCACCACUUGGACGCGCUCCUCGCCUUCGGCCGCGGCUCGCGCCUCUCCGCCGCGGCGCUUGCCACGGCCCUCGUCGAUCGCCUACGCGCCGCGGCAUCGGGGGACGGCGACGCCGCGGUGGCGCUCAAGUGCCUCAUCGCGCUCAGGGUCCUGCUCGCGCGGGGGGCGUUCAUCCUCCGCGACCAGCUCCUCGCCGCGCUGGUCCGGCACCCCGCCUCGGGCCGCAACCCGCUCGCGCUCGCGGCCUUCCCGCUUGGCCGCUCCUCCUUCGCCGCCGCGUCGUGGGUCCGGUUCUCCGCGCGCCUCCUCGAGCUCAUCCUCCUCCUCCCCGACGCCCCGGCCAACCACGCCGCCGAGUACCUCACCGCGCUCCCAAACCCGCACCUCGUCGCCGAGGUCGCCGCCUUCGCGGCCGUCGUGGACGCCGUCCGCCACGCCCCGCCUCCGCCUUCCUCCUCUCCACAACCCAACGCCCUCGUCUGGGAAGCCAUCCGGCUCGCCGAGGAGGACCGCGUCGCGGCGGAGCGGAACAUCGCCGCGCGGGUCCAGGAGAUGGGCGAGCGCCUCGACACGCUCUCCCUCGCCGACGCGGUGGAGCUGGUGUGCGUGCUGAGGCGGGUGGAGGAGAGCGCGGCGGCGGCGUCCCCGCCGGAGUGGAAGUGGGCGGCGCUGGACGAGGGCGUCGUGUGCGCGGCUUGGCGGCUCCGCGAGCGUGCGGAGGAGGUGGUGAUGCGGAGGACGGUGGAGGAGAGGCGGGUUGUGCGGAGGGACGACGGGCCCAGCGCGUCCGCGCGCGUCCUCCAGCCGGUCCGCGCCGGUGGCGGCGACGCCGUCCGGUUCAGAUCCACGCGGUGGGCUGGCACGGUCUCUGCAUGGCGAUAGGGCAAUGUCUAGCGGUGAAAUCUUGGCUUGCCAUUGCUGACUUGGACUUGGGCUUGGCAGUAGUCGUCUCUAUUGUUUUCUUCUCCUUUGUAACCUGUUUAGAUGUGCUACAUAGUCAUGAUUUUUUAGACCAAAAUUUAGGAUAGUCCAAGUCCUAUGUGAACUACCUUUGGAUCCACCCAUGUGUGAUAGAUCUAUAGAUGAUCUCCAUGUGUGAUAGGUCUACAGAUGAUCCAAACAAGACAUUACUCUUGGUGUGCGUGAACCCGAUAUUUCCGACUCAGAGACUAGCUUUGCAUACCUGCAAAUGCCAUAUUCUGAAACCGACCUACGAUAUGCUUAAUUCAGUGUAUGGUGGUGUCUGCAUGUCUCUGUAAGAUU
Phragmites australis (common reed) is the source of this 1629-nucleotide messenger RNA. RefSeq names its product putative clathrin assembly protein At4g40080. Gene Ontology annotation, cellular component: clathrin-coated vesicle; clathrin-coated pit. Gene Ontology annotation, biological process: vesicle budding from membrane; clathrin-dependent endocytosis; clathrin coat assembly. Lineage: Eukaryota; Viridiplantae; Streptophyta; Magnoliopsida; Poales; Poaceae. Gene Ontology annotation, molecular function: phosphatidylinositol-4,5-bisphosphate binding; clathrin heavy chain binding; 1-phosphatidylinositol binding. Bases 43 to 1248 code for a protein of 401 amino acids. The transcript has 2 exons. The record is from RefSeq and is a predicted model, not a curated record.